AUGCCCACACUACGUAUAUGGUCACGCAUUAGACACCAAACUGACGUCUCACCACAUCCCUCACCCUUCUACCCUCUAGCACACAACCCCAACUUUUUACCGGGCUUACGCCCCCAGUUCUUCCAUCAGUUCCCACUGACUCAAAAAACAAGAUACCCGAUGGUCAGCACGGUCAUCACACCAAAGGGGAUAGCUCCGCUGUCUGUCUUAACAUCCACAGACCACCCAACUUCCCAGCAAUAUUUCCAAUACGCCCAACUGUCACACUUCCUGAAGGGGGAAUCACACCUUCUUCGAGGAACAAGAGCACACACCAAAUAUGAAACCUACUGUACUACACACAGCCUACAAAUCAAGCACUUAUCUAUAUUCUACAAACUCCUUAACACCAUCAAUCUCACCCCCCCUCCCCCAUUCACAGCGUCAUGGGAAACUGAGCUGGGGAUCACCAUUCCAAUGG
Molecule: messenger RNA, 460 nt
Organism: Pelobates cultripes (western spadefoot toad)
Lineage: Eukaryota; Metazoa; Chordata; Amphibia; Anura; Pelobatidae
Source: the annotation of a GenBank genome assembly